AUGUUGUCAAAGAUCUCUAAAGGCCUUGCCAGAAGCGUCAAGUCAAACCAAUAAGUCGUCUGCUGUGCAGUCAGAACUCUUGCCAAUUAAAACAGAGAUGAAGACGCCUUGAGAAGAUCAAACGUCGAUCAAGAUUUCGGAGUUCAACCUAAGGAUCAACAUUUACAGUUCUCAAAAGCACCAAUUAUGGGCAACUUCGGUGAAUUGGCUUUUGGCGAGAUCCCUGAACCACUUAAAUAUGUCAGACCUUUCUAGAUGACUACUCUUUCCAAUGGAAUCAGAGUUUGCACUGAGAGAACUAGCCACUAAACCGCAACUGUUGGAGUGUUCGUUGGAGCUGGUUCAAGACACGAAGACUUGGAAACCUCAGGCUCUGCUUAUCUCCUCGAAAAGAUGUUCUUCAGAGGUACCACUAGCAGAUCAAAGACUGAUAUUGCUGAUGCCAUUGAUAGCAUUGGUGCCGUUCAAUCAAAUACUACUGGAAGAGAGGUCUCCAACUUCACCCUCCAAGUUUUCAAGAAUGAUGUCAACAAAGCAGUAAGAAUUCUAGGAGACGCCGUCAGCAAUUCAGUCCUUAACGAGAAUGAAUUAGAGCUCGUUAAGGAAGAAGUUUCACAAGAGCAUGAAGAUAGUGAUCACAGAUACUUCGAGACCACCAUUGAAAACGCUCACUUCAAUGUUUACAGAGAACACAUGAUGGGACAACCAAUUAAGGGAGACAGAGAUGUUCUCUAAAACCUCAAAGCUGAUCACUUGAGAGAGUUCCACUCAACUAACUACUUCGGUGACAACAUCGUUGUUGUUGGAGCUGGUAACAUUAACCACGACGAGUUUGUCGCCCAAGUUAACCAACACUUUGCAUCUCUCCCCAAGUAAACUUCCUCAAAGAUUAAGAACAAGGAAAAGUCAGUCUUCAACCCAGCUCUUCUUUUCAUCAGAGACGAUGAGAUGAUCAACUCAAAUGUUGCAGUUUUCUACGAUGCUCCAUCAGUCAAAGACCCAGACUACUAUUCUUUCCUCCUCUUGUAAAAUAUGUUUGGUGAUUACAGAAUUGAUAAAAAUGCUGAGCACUUGAAUGAUGUAAAAAAGCAAUACAACUCAAUGCACGCUCUCCUCGGAGAUCUUCCAGAUGUUACCAGAUAGCAAUCCCUCUACUACGCUUACUCUGACAGCGGUAUCUGGGGUAACUAUUUCUAUGGAAACGAAGUCUUCACCAGACAAAUGAACUACUGUGGAGUUUGUCUCCCAACAAUCUACUCUCACUACCUCAACGAUGUAGAGGUUUUCAGAGGAAGAAACUCACUCUACAAUAGACUUCUCAGAAAGGAGGCUCCUUCAGAAAUUGCCUAAGAAAUCGGAUCUCAAGUCCUUUAUCUUAACAGAAGAGUCGCCAGAAGCGAAGUUGCCAAGAGAGUUGCUCAUUUGGAUAACUACCACCUUAAGCAUCUCUGCAACACAUGGUUCUAUGAUGCUGAGCCAUCAUUCACCAACUGGGGACCAAUUGAAGGUGUUUCACAAGUAGGUUCAUACAAAUACUUCAAAAUUAACACUAUGUCCACAGUCACCAACGCUCACCACUCACUCUUCACAUGA
Stylonychia lemnae is the source of this 1593-nucleotide messenger RNA. NCBI's taxonomy places the organism in Eukaryota, Ciliophora, Spirotrichea, Sporadotrichida, Oxytrichidae. The record is from the annotation of a GenBank genome assembly.